GAUAACCACAUUGGAAUCAACGUGAACUCCAUUGUUUCUGUUGCUUCUGUUGAUGUCGUGGCAAAAGGCAUUGAUCUUAAGAGUGGAAGGAAGAUUACGACGUGGAUUGAAUAUAACAAUGAAUUGAAAUUGAUCCGAGUGUGGGUUGCUUACCUGCCAAUCAAGCCACCGAGCCCCCUUCUCUCUUCCCAGAUUGACCUCUCCUUGCAAUUCAAAGAGUACAUGCACGUUGGAUUCUCUGCUUCUAAUGGGCAGGGCUCUGCAAUGCAUGUUGUGGAGCGAUGGCGGUUCAAGACAUUUGAGUCUCACAAGCAGCCUUUUAUCACCCCUGUUGACACAGUUGAAGAAGGGGACUGUUUAGUCUGCUCUCCGGAUGAUUCACACAGCAGCAGCAACCUGGAGUUUGGGGUAGAAAGAAAACCCAAGUCAGGCGACUUGGCUCUUUUUCUCGAAGGUUUAGCAGCAUCUGUCUUAACUCUAUCAUUGAUUAUUGCCAUAAUCAGUUUCUUUGUGAUAAAGAAGAAAAGACUUGUUAGGAGAACGAGUAAAGAAGGCCAAACUUAUAGAGUUCAAAUGAACCAAAUGCCGGCCAGAUUGUCACUUGCAGAUAUAAAAUCAGCCACGGUUGGUUUUCAUCAUAAUAAAAUUGUUGGUUCGGGUGCAUCAGCGACUGUUUACAAAGGUUGUUUGCCUUCAGGUGGAACAGUAGCAAUUAAGAGGUUUGAUCGAGCUAACUGGAAAGAGAGCAACCGCAAUCCUUUCAGUACAGAGUUUGCAACAAUGGCGGGUUGCUUAAGACACAAAAACUUGGUACAACUUCAAGGUUGGUGCUGCGAGGGAGCAGAGUUAGUCCUCGUUUAUGAGUACUUACCCAACGGAAGCCUUGACAAAAUCCUUCACCACAGGUCAAGUAGUGAAAUCCUCCUCUCUUGGCAGCAAAGGUUGAACAUACUUGUUGGAGUUGCCUCUGCUCUCUCAUACUUACAUGAAGAGUGUGAGAGACAGAUAAUCCAUAGAGAUGUUAAAACUUGCAAUAUAAUGCUUGAUGCAGAAUUUAACGCCAAGCUCGGAGAUUUUGGAUUAGCGGAAGUUUAUGAACAUAGAUCUGUUGCAAGGGAAUCUACGAUACCAGCUGGGACAAUGGGAUAUCUUGCUCCUGAGUAUGUAUACUCGGGUGUUCCAUCAAUGAAAACUGAUGUUUACAGCUUUGGCGUGGUGGUGCUGGAAGUAGCAACAGGGAGGAGGCCGGUUGAUGAUGAGGGGAUGAUACUUGUUGAUUGGGUGUGGAAACUAUGGGAAAAUGGAAAACUGGUUGAGGCAGCUGAUCCUGGGUUGAGAGGGAAUUUUGAGGGUGUAGAGAUGGAGAGGACGAUAAUGGUGGGGCUUUGUUGUGUGCACCCAGAUCAUGAAAAGAGACCAACCGUGAAGGAUGCAGCCAGGAUUCUUAGAGGUGAAGCACCACUUCCCCUUUUGCCUGCGAGGAAACCAGCCAUAAGGAUUCGGUCUGUUGUGCCUGGACAUUCUGAAGAAGAAUUACUCAAUUCUGGAGAUCACAGUCCUGGAGUAGAUGAUGCACCAUGGUUAACGCCUAGAUCACAAUUUAGCUGA
Carica papaya (papaya) is the source of this 1608-nucleotide messenger RNA. Its product is annotated as Concanavalin A-like lectin protein kinase family protein. NCBI's taxonomy places the organism in Eukaryota, Viridiplantae, Streptophyta, Magnoliopsida, Brassicales, Caricaceae. The record is from RefSeq and is a predicted model, not a curated record. Gene Ontology annotation, molecular function: protein kinase activity; ATP binding; carbohydrate binding. Gene Ontology annotation, biological process: protein phosphorylation.